Messenger RNA from Microplitis mediator, 3085 nucleotides. Its product is annotated as probable cleavage and polyadenylation specificity factor subunit 2. Bases 328 to 2544 code for a protein of 738 amino acids. The record is from RefSeq and is a predicted model, not a curated record. Lineage: Eukaryota; Metazoa; Arthropoda; Insecta; Hymenoptera; Braconidae. Gene Ontology annotation, biological process: mRNA 3'-end processing by stem-loop binding and cleavage. Gene Ontology annotation, cellular component: mRNA cleavage and polyadenylation specificity factor complex. The transcript is spliced from 5 exons. Gene Ontology annotation, molecular function: RNA binding.
AGCACUGUGUCAGAGUGCUGUUGUAUCUGUCCCGCCCACUGUAGUAAACCUCGUGAACUAUGUUUUAAAUUUUGUUGUAAACAUGUAAACAGCAACAAUUAAUUAAAAAACAUUAACACUGUUAAAUUAAAAGAAUUAAAGUUACUCCAAUUGAUUUUUUAUUUACUGCCUUCAUAAAAUUUAUGAAUAUUUAAAUAUUUUCAUUGUAAAAAUAUAAACCACCGGCAUCGAGUUCUAACCUUAAAUUUUUUAUAUUUUGUUUUAUUAAUUUAUCAGUUUUUUUUUAUUAAUUUAAAUUUUUGAGUUUUUGUAUUUUUGAAAUUAACAAUGACGUCUAUUAUUAAACUCCGCGCUAUUUCUGGAGCUAUGAAUGAAUCUCCUCCUUGUUAUUUGCUGGAGAUUGAUGAAGUUAAAAUUCUCCUUGACUGCGGCUGGAAUGAGCAAUUUGACGAAUCUUUUAUUAGAGAAUUGAAAAGACACGUGAAUCAGAUCGACGCAGUUGUAUUGUCAUAUCCGGAUCCUCUUCACUUAGGGGCCCUCCCCUAUUUAGUGGGAAAAUGCGGCCUCAGUUGUCCCAUUUAUGCGACCAUUCCUGUCUACAAAAUGGGCCAGAUGUUCAUGUAUGACAUGUAUCAGUCUCGGCUUGAUCUAGAAGACUUUGAUCUCUUUACACUGGAUGACGUCGACGCAGCAUUUGAUAAAAUUGUACAGUUGAAGUACAAUCAGAGUGUCCCAAUGAAGGGCAAAGGCUACGGUAUUACAUUGACACCCUUGCCAGCGGGACACAUGAUUGGGGGCACCAUUUGGAAGAUAGUCAAAGACGGGGAAGAAGAUAUAAUUUAUGCGGUAGACUUUAACCACAAGAAAGAACGACAUUUGAAUGGUUGCGAGCUUGAUAGAUUGCAAAGGCCCUCAUUAUUAAUAACGGAUGCUUUCAAUGCCAGUUAUCAGCAAGCGAGACGUAGGACACGUGAUGAAAAACUCAUGACCAACAUUUUGCAAACAUUACGUGGAGGUGGUAACGUUUUGGUUGGCGUUGAUACCGCAGGCAGAGUCUUGGAGUUGGCCCACAUGUUGGACCAGCUCUGGCGCAACAAAGAGUCGGGUUUGUUAGCUUAUUCUUUAGCGUUGCUUACUAAUGUCAGUUAUAAUGUGGUCGAGUUUGCCAAGUCACAGAUCGAAUGGAUGAGUGAUAAACUCAUGAGGAGUUUCGAAGGCGCACGAAACAACCCGUUCCAAUUUAAACAUCUCAAACUCUGUCAUAGUAUGAAGGAAUUGAAUAACGUGCCGGGUCCAAAAGUUGUGUUGGCAAGUACUCCAGACAUGGAGUGUGGAUUUUCAAGGGAAUUGUUUCUUCAGUGGUGUUCGAAUCCUCAGAAUAGUAUUAUAGUUACCAGCAGAACGUCGCCGGGAACUCUGGCGAGAGAGCUGAUGGAGAAGGGCGGUAAUCGGAGUAUUACAUUGGAGCUUAAGAAACGUGUGAAACUAGAAGGAUUCGAGUUGGAGGAGCAUCAGAAAAGAGAACGUGCUAAGCAGGAGAUGAUGAAGCAAGAGAAGAUGGAAACUGACGACAUCAGUUCUGAGUCGGAAGAUGAAAUAGAAGUCGGUGGUACCAGGGGUAAACACGACUUGCUAGUCAAACAAGAAUCAAAACCUGGCUUUUUCAAGCAGAGUAAAAAACAGCAUCCAAUGUUUCCAUUUUUUGAGGAAAAGAAAAAAUGGGAUGAGUAUGGAGAAGUCAUUAAUCCCGAUGAUUAUAGAAUAGCUGAAAUAACCCCCGAGACUGAAGAUAAUAAAGAGAAUGUCGAUGUCAAACCGGAAGAGACGAUUCUACAUACAGAGACACCCACAGAGGGACCAACGAAAUGCAUCCAAAUAACUAGGACGAUAAAUGUCAACGCAUCCAUAAUGUACAUCGAUUUCGAAGGACGAUCUGACGGAGAAUCCUUACAGAAAAUUCUGGCGCAACUGAGACCCAGAAGAGUCAUCCUAGUUCGCGGGUCUCAAAAAGACUGCCAAGUUCUUGCUCAACAGGCACAGUCUGUUGGUGCGCGAGUUUUCAUCCCAAGUCAAGGAGAAACUCUGGACGUCACCACAGAGACGCAUAUUUAUCAAGUGACAUUGACAGACGCACUCCUCAGUGGAUUGGAAUAUUCAAAAGUUCAAGGUGAUAAUGAGGUUGCUUGGUUCGACACGAGGAUCACCGAGCGAGAACGGAUCUGUCGAGAUGCUUCAUCAUCCAUUGCCGAUUCGAAGGACGAUGAAGCUAAGGAAGAAAACAUUUUUGCUCUUGAGCCCUUGAAUAUUAAUGAGGUCCCAGGUCACGAAUUUUUGUUCAUCAAUGAGAUCAAGCUUUCUGAUUUCAAGCAAGCCCUCACUAAAGCAAAUAUUUCAUCUGAGAUUAGUGGGGGUGUCCUGUGGUGCUGCAACAACACCAUAGCAGUAAGACGCGGUGAAGCAGGAAAAGUUGUUUUAGAGGGAGCCUUAUCCGAGGAGUACUACAUAGUGCAAGAGCUAUUGUUCGAACAGUUCGGGAUCAUAUAAAGCAAUUAAAAUAAAUAAAAGAUAGACUGUACAUAUUUAUAUUUUUUAAUUAUAAAAAUAAAACGAAGUAUUAAUAAUUAUCACUGUCAUAAAAUAUAUGUAAAUAAAAUAUAAUAAUGAAACCCGUGUCUUGUCUUAUAUUAACAAAUUUUAGGUUCAAAUAGUGGAGCGACAUUGCGAAGGUCAGACUGGUCGUGCAUUUCGCCGGCAGCACGUGUUAUUCAGCACUAAUUAGAAAACGUUUAUAUUGUGAUGGGUUAAUCCCAACAGGACCAAAGUUACGGGCCACUCUUCAUACGAAUUUUAAUAAAAAAUCUGAAUUCGCAUUCGUAUCGAAUGUCUCUUCUAGAGAACGUCCCUCGAGUUGAGUAAGCGGCACCCUUAAGAAACAAUCUCGCGAGUAUUUCAAAAUUAAAAAUUUACUUCCUUGUGUUAAUAUUUUAUUUAAUAAAAUGCAGGCAAAUUUGUGAUGAUCGUAAGCACGAACUCGAUGUACUGAAAAUACUAGGAAGUAAACGAAAUAAAAAUAAUAUUCUGGUGU